AUGCUUUUAACCAUCGUGAAUUUUGUGGAACCAGGUAAACCUGAGAAGGAGACCAAAUUUGCUCAGGACCCACCAUUGGUAAAAUCACUCCAAGACUGGACUAUAGUUGAGUCGUGGAAAGAUGAAAAGCUAAAAUCCACUACCUUUAACCAUGUCACGGAAAAUGAGGAGGUUCUCUUCGGCUACACCUCAAAGAAUAAGCGCGAAAUGACUCUUGCAUCGGAAGGGCUGGAUGAUUCUUUAGUGUACGUGAAACAACCAGGCCUACAGCGGUACGAGGAUAUGAUCGGUACCAAUCAUCUCCCCAAGGCUGUCCUUGAUGAGACACUCGUCAUGUAG
Messenger RNA from Penicillium digitatum Pd1, 339 nucleotides. NCBI's taxonomy places the organism in Eukaryota, Fungi, Ascomycota, Eurotiomycetes, Eurotiales, Aspergillaceae. The record is from RefSeq and is a predicted model, not a curated record.